UGCCGUGAUCUAUCAGUCACCUACUUCAAAUAUUACUGUUUAAUAACUUUGCUUAGAGAGCUCUUAUUACGGCAAGACUUUGCACAACAACACCUCUUUAGCUCAAGACCCUCAAGGAUUGUCGUUAUUGAGACACCUCUAUUUAUAUCCGUUUAUUUUUUGUAUUAAUUCAUAUACCUUUCAUGAUUCUUUAGGAUUUCAAUCUUUAACUAAAUCCAUCAAUCACAAUUAGAAAUGCAAAAUCAAAACAAGGACAAUCCAAUACAGAGUUCUAAUAUUUCAAGCAUUUUCCCGAGAUUGCAAUCACCCCAAUUAUUUCUUCCACAUCCUCACUUUCCUUAUCCUUAUCAAUCUAUUUUCUUUCGUCCGUUUGUUCUUCAAAGGUCUUUGGUGCCACAAAUGAAUUUAUUUUUACCUCCUCUUCCUUUCAUCCGAUUUCGCCCGAUCACUAUCCCAGAAAAAGAGAAAAAGCUGAUAAGUAAAUUGAGCAUUGAGUCAAUAAUAAGUUCUUCAAAAGUUGAAACUAGAAAUAAUGCUGGAGAAAAUAGAGGUAAUUUAAAAAGAAUUAUGAAAAAUUUAAAUGUUAUCAGACCUUGCAUCAAGUAA
Molecule: messenger RNA, 606 nt
Organism: Meloidogyne enterolobii
Lineage: Eukaryota; Metazoa; Nematoda; Chromadorea; Rhabditida; Meloidogynidae
Source: the annotation of a GenBank genome assembly